AUGGUAAUCAAACGUAAAGAGAAAAGUAACCUUGCUGAUCUGUGUUGUAAAAUUAGUGCUAUUGUUCUCAUAUUCCUUUUGCCGGAAAUAUUUAGAAAUUUUAAGGAUUCUGAAAAUUUAGUUGGAUUUUGGAUUCCACUUUCCAUUUAUUUAAAUAACAACGGCCAAAUCGAAAAAGUGUUGCAACUGGGCGUAGAGAUUGAACUCUUUUCCCGUACAAAUCCGACAAAAAUUUUAAGCAAAUAUACGAAAAUCGUUGGGUUAAUCCUGUUAAAUGAAGAUAUCGAGGAAUGGAGA
Messenger RNA from Ambispora leptoticha, 297 nucleotides. The record is from the annotation of a GenBank genome assembly. Lineage: Eukaryota; Fungi; Glomeromycota; Glomeromycetes; Archaeosporales; Ambisporaceae.